CGUGCAUGCUAAAGUGAAAAAAAACUUGGGUAUUUAGAGUUGCUAUGUAUAUAGUAUAGAAUUGAGAUUUUUCUUCAAUAAAUGAGAGCAAAGGCUGUUGUCGUUGAUCGAGACUUGAAUAAAAUCUGGCGUAGCAUUUAAUCGCCAGUAUUCAACUGCCAACCGUUGUUACGGAUUUUAAUUUCUUACAAUUUUUCUUCAGUUUAACGCUCAAAUAAAUUAAAAAAAAAAUGCCGAAAAAGGGAAAUAGUCUGACAAAAUGGCAGCACAGCAAUCGGAAAGUGAUUAUUGCCAUUGCCGGCUUUUGCUUGGGUAUUUUCGGUGUUUUGUGUGGCAUGUUUUGGGAGCAGAUAUUCAAUAGUAUUGUGGAGAAGGAAAUGAUUUUACGCCCCGACUCACAGGUGUACGACAAAUGGAAGACUCCGCCUAUGGCUCUGAGUUUAGAUAUCUACCUCUAUAAUUGGACGAAUCCAGAAGAUUUUAAAAAUCUUAGUGCUAAGCCAAGUGUAGAACAACUUGGUCCCUAUCGGUUUACCGAGAAACAGGAUAAAGUCGAUAUACACUGGAAUCCAGAGAAUGCUUCUGUGACGUAUCGCAAAAAGAGCGAUUUCUACUUUGAUGCGGAGGGAAGCAAUGGCAGUUUGGAUGAUGUGAUAGUCACCUUAAAUGCCGUAGCAUUGUCUGCUGCCGGAAAGGCAAAGCGCUGGAACAGUGUACGCCGUAAUUUGGUUGAUGUUGGCCUAAAAUUAUACGGCCAGGAGAUGUCUAUUGCGCGUACAGUCGACGAGAUGCUUUUUACUGGCUACAGCGAUGAUAUGUUGGAAAUGGCGCGUGCCAUGCCACUUUUUGGCAAGGAUGUUGAAGUGCCGUUCGAUAAAUUUGGCUGGUUUUAUACGCGAAAUGGAAGCACCGAUUUAACUGGCGUCUUCAAUGUCUACACUGGCGCAGAUGACAUUUCGAAAAUCGGACAAAUGCACACAUGGAACUACAAACAACACACGGGUUUCUUUCAAUCAACUUGUGGCCACAUCAACGGUUCAGCAGGCGAAUUUUAUCCACCAUACUUGAAGGAGAAUGGCGGCGUUGCGCUCUAUACGCCCGAUAUGUGCCGUACAGUGCCGUUGGACUAUGUGGGCACCACAGAGGUAGAGGGCUUACGUGGCUUCAAAUACAGUGGUGGAGCGCGUUCAGUUGACAAUGGCACCCUAUAUCCUGAAAAUAGUUGCUUCUGCGGCGGCGAAUGUGUGCCCUCGGGGGUAAUGAAUAUUUCUUCAUGUCGUUUUGGCUCGCCUGUAUUCAUGUCUUAUCCUCAUUUCUACAAUGCUGAUCCGUAUUAUGUACAACAAGUAGAUGGCAUGCAGCCAGAGCAGGAUAAACAUGAGUUCUAUAUGAUUUUAGAGCCGCGCACAGGAGUUGCUUUGGAAGUCGCUGCACGCUUCCAAGUCAAUAUGCUCGUUGAACCUAUUCAGGGUGUAAGCCUGUACGAAGACGCACCACGCGUUUUCUUCCCGCUCAUCUGGUUCGAACAAAAGGUACGCAUCACACCCGAUCUUGCCGCCGAUCUGCAGAUGUUGCCGAUUAUUCUAAUGGCUGGUCAGAUAUUCGCCUGCCUUUGCUUUGCUGUUGGUCUAAUUCUGCUCUGCUGGUAUCCCAUCGAAAUGUUAUGGGCGCGUCAGCGAUCUGUUGAUCUCAAAACUAUGCCAACAACAACAGUGGAAAAUGGCAAACAGACAUCGAAAUUCUCCAGCGGCGAAGAAUUAAAGACUCGACCGCCGCCUCCAGCUGUAAUGGCCAAUAAUAACAAAAAUCUGGAUAGCUCGCCGCUGCUGGAGCGCGGCAAUGGAAAGACGGUGAUAAUAAUGCCAAAGUCGGAGACAAAUGAAAGUGUUGCCACAGAUAAUACGGUUGUAAGUGAUGAUGCUGCUACUGACACAAAGGGGUAAUGAGGGAGUUAAUGGUGUUUUCGGGUGCUUACCAAAUAUGGACGUCCUAUUUUAUGCCAUUUUUCAUAAGAAUUUCAUAUCAAACGUAUGUAUGUAGUAGUUGGUAAUUUACAGUUUUGUGAUUUAUUAAACUGUUUUAUUUGCAGUUUUUUAAGUGAAACUAGUGACCUACAUACAUAGCUGACCAGUUGGUUGAAAAAAAAUUGAUAUUUGAGAAAAACCGUUAGAUUAAUAAGCAUAGUUAUGACAUGUUUUUUUUUGAAUAGAAUACUCCAAUUAUUAGAAUGAUGGCAAUUCUUUUUAAUUAGGAAUUUCAUAUGUAUACAUGUAUGUACAUACAUAAGUACAAAUUAUUGUAUGUAUGUAUUCAUACUAAAUAGUGUACUCCUAGUUAUUUAUAGAUAAAUGCCAACAGGUAUGACAGUGAACAAUAUUGAACAAAAUUUAAUAUUUUAGACUUUAAUUAAAGUCUUCAUGGGCAUUGAUCGGCAUUAAAUUUUAAUCGAUACUUUUAGAAAUUGUAGUUAGUUUUUAACAAAUAUUGAUACAUAUAUGUACGUAUACUAUACGAAAAUGUAGGGCAAACUAGAUGUGAUAUACGAAAUGUCCAAAAACAAAAGUGGCCUCAUUAAAAUCAGAUAUUACUUAAAAUAAGUCUAUUUACCAGAAAAUUUUUACCAAAAAUAUGUUGAAGAAUAUUACAAAUGCAAUUUUGUACUUUUAUAUGCAGCGAAGUAAUAUUUUUUUAUAUACAUAAAUAACAACACUUGUUCUAAAAUAAACGUGCAUAAAUGCUUGAAUUUAAUAUGAAGUAAGCAUACAAAUGAUGACAAAAUAAACUGGUAUAUCGAAAACAUUCCUAGAUUCGCAGAACUUGUAAGCUAGAGACCUAAGUACUAUCUAAGAAGUAAUUUUGUAUUCAAUUAAAAUUUAAAAUCAUAUUAAGGGUAUUUAUUCCCUUAGGCAGGGUAAGACCACGAAAAUUUCGAAAACCACAAAACUUUGAUUGUACUUUUUAAAAUUUAAGUGAAAUAAUUUUCGAGUUUUGCACCUGUUCAAGUUUAAGGGAA
Molecule: messenger RNA, 3013 nt
Organism: Rhagoletis zephyria (snowberry fruit fly)
Lineage: Eukaryota; Metazoa; Arthropoda; Insecta; Diptera; Tephritidae
Gene: santa-maria
Product: scavenger receptor acting in neural tissue and majority of rhodopsin is absent
Cellular component (GO): cytoplasm; membrane
Molecular function (GO): scavenger receptor activity
Source: RefSeq, a predicted model, not a curated record